This is a messenger RNA of Macrosteles quadrilineatus (aster leafhopper), 1777 nucleotides long. Its product is annotated as angio-associated migratory cell protein. The transcript has 9 exons. Gene Ontology annotation, molecular function: protein binding. The record is from RefSeq and is a predicted model, not a curated record. Bases 72 to 1274 code for a protein of 400 amino acids. NCBI's taxonomy places the organism in Eukaryota, Metazoa, Arthropoda, Insecta, Hemiptera, Cicadellidae.
AGUCAGACCAGCCUGCCUGCCGUCAGCACUGUAUUUAUUAUUUUAUUUUAUUGUGUAUUAAUUUAAGCAAGAUGAUCGAAAAUGACAGCGACAUUGGAGAGGAUGAGAUGGAAGAAAUUGAUGAAGAUGAUAUUGAGGAGGUUUUAGAUAAUAUUGUAGGUGAAGGGGAGGAGAGUGAGGAAGAAGAUCAAAACGAUGAAAGAGAUGAAGGACCAGGUUCCCCUGAACGGGAUGAUGCAGACUUUGUUUUCCAGAAACAUACAGGUCCUGUAUUCUGUUGUGCAUUGGAGCCAAAAAACGGCAAUUUGGCAGUAACUGGAGGUCAAGACGAUAUGGCUUAUGUCUGGGAAAUACACAACGGGCAGAUUCUAUUUGAGUGUUCCGGUCACAAGGACAGUGUUUCGAUGGCGGCAUUCAGUUACGACGGUUCCUAUGUCGCGACUGGAGACAUGAGUGGCCUCAUUCAAGUGUGGAAAGUUGCGACUCAUGCUCUCGUCUGGAGUGAUACUGUGGGGGAUCUGUCAUGGAUGCAGUGGCACCAUGGGACCAGUGCUUUGGUAGCUGCUGUCACCACAGGGGAGGUCUACAUGUGGAGGAUACCAGGAGGAGAGUGCAAAGUGAUACCAGGACACGCAGCCAACUCGGACUGUGGCGUCAUCAUGCCUGAUGGACGCAGAGUAUCGGUGGGCUACUCGGACGGCGCAGUGAAGGUGUUUGAACUCAAGACUGGCGCAGUCCAGGGCUCGUCCGCGGUGGGAGAGGCCCACUCCCUGUCUGUACUCUGUAUUGAAGCGUUCAGUGACAACAACAUCAUUGCCACGGGCGGCGCUGAUGGGAAAAUAAACCUCUUUAAAACUCAGCCUUCUCUCAAGUCAGUUUGGAGUCUAAGUUGUGGCGAGCAAGAUGACUCCAACACUUGUAUUGAGACUAUCAAGUUCAGCAGAGAUCCUACUUUACCCCUGCUGGCCGCUGGAACUCUCAUUGGCAUCCUGUACAUAUUGGACUUUACCAAACAGACUGUCCGUCACAAGAUACAGCAGGACUGUGGUGUGUGUCGUCUGGUCUGGGACUGUCAUAGUCCUGUAGUGUUUGCUGCUGGACUGGAGGGGGUUAUACGUAUCUACGACGCCCGCAACGGAGCCAAGCAUGGUCAACUAAUGGGCCACCGUGAGAGUAUUCUCGACAUUGACCUGUCAACGGAUGGCAACACUUUGGUGAGUGCCAGUGAUGACUCGACGUGCAGAGUGUAUGCUGUUAGUCCUCCAGAACGGUAGAACUUACAGCCACUAGACCAUCAGCGGGCCUUGAAAAUGUCUAUUCAAACUACACUAUUCAUUAUAUCCAUUGAUUGGACCACAAAAAGAAAACAUUAUAUCAAAUCAUUCAUGAGCUGGAAAUGCUAACCAGUAUGUCAAACAUUUUAUUUCUCCCAUGUACAUUUUGUUAAGUUUUACAUUCAGCGAUAUGUGUUUAAUAAUAAAAUAACCCAUACAAAAAGUGUACAAUGUACCAGUACCUACAAAUCUAGAUUUGUGCAUGAAAUGGCUAAAAAAAAAAAACUGUAAUUAUUCUAAGUUGAAAAAGUUUUAUUUUAAAAUUAACUCAAACUAUUCAAACUAUUACAUUUGAAAUAAAUGUUUGUUUUCAACCAUCAUAAUACACUCUACUUGCAAGCAAUAAGGUGCUUUACUACCUUAGUAGUAUAUCUAAUCUUUUACACCUUUUGUAAACCUGAAACUGGGCAUUUUCUUUAAAAUAAACUUAUGUACAGUGUAUA